AUGGGCAAAAGCAAUUCAGAGGUGAAUGACUGGAUUUUUGCAGACCGGGCUGAAACGUGAAUUCUUCGAACACGCACGUCGUGAAAGUAUCCGGCCCGGCAGGCAUUUUUCAAUUCAUUUCAAAAUUUUCAACAACAAUUCAAUUUUCAGAUCAUGGGUGAAAAUAAGCAACAAACAGGAAGAGACUGUGAUGGCGAAGGGAACAUUCCACCGAAUGAGAAAGCUACAGUUUCACAGCUAGCUGAGCGAACUCAGCUACGACGACGUCGCAAUUCGCCGAGACUCCCGGAAGUGUCGGCUUCUCGUUUACCGUUGAAAGUUCUUAAUCAAAUUUUCCAAUACCUUUCCCUCAAAGAUCUCAUUUCCGCAAUGCUCACUUGCCACAGUUGGAAUGCAGCUUUAGCCAUGGAAGACAGUGAAAUUUGGCAUCAGCAUUUAGUUCAUGUAGUUCCGGAUGCUGCCAUUUGCGACCCGUUCUUACUCAGUGAACUUGGUACCGCCAAAAAAAAACUGCGCGCGUGGUUUUUUGCAUGGAAUGCAAAUGAUAUUUCUCGAAACAAUUAUAUUCGAACGAAUGGUUUCACUGUUCAUCGACAGCCAGUGGCACAAUCAACAGAUGGAGUGAGGGGAAAACUAGGAAUGCUGUAUGGAGUACACGCGUUCGAUAUCACAUGGGACGGUCCUCUCGGGACUGUUGCUGUAAUCGGCUUUGCGACAAAGUAAAAACUAAACUACUGUUCACGGCACCUUAUCUUGAAAUCAAAAUUUAUGAGCACGUGAUGCUCCACUGUAUUUUCCCCCCAAUUAACCUUCAAAACAACUGAAAACGGUUUUUCCAACGCUUUAGGUCAAAGUGUUAAUCUAAUUAGACUUAUAAUGAAAUUAAUUAGAUGACUUGUGAAUCUCAUAUCAGUUUUUUGUCAAUCUAAUUCGACAAACUUUGUUUUAUCAAUCUAAUAAGAAAAUAUAUCUGUCUAGCCUCACAAGGGAACCUCUUAAGUGAUUAAAGGAACCAGCCUAAACUAACGACACAGUUCGAGAGAGGGACUUUCAAAAGCUAUAUUCCAGUUUUCAAAAGCUGCUUUCGAGACCUCUGAAAUGCUGAAAUUCCAGUCCGAAGUUUGACAUUUCUUAACCAUAGAUUUCGCAUUUUGAUGGCGCGGCGACCCACCCUCACACCCUCGCCAUGCGCCACGAUUGUCACCGCCCGCAACACCCCACGAAAAUGUGGUCGAGUGGCGCAGGAGUUAACGGUGGGGAUGAGGGGAAUGUGGUCACGGGCUCGACUCCCUGGUUUUGCUUUUUCUUUUUUCUUUCCUUUUUUCAUAUAUUUUUGACGAAAUUGUUUUGAAAUGUUGAUUUUUGAAGGGAUUAAAGUUGCCAACUGAAGUUCCUCAUCGUGUAUGCGGAAAUUCUUCAUCAACACAUGAAUCUUUUUUGCGAUGUAAAUGUCAUGCUGAUCAACUUUGUAGUUGAUCAUUAUUCUCUACAAAAAUUCCCCUUCGAGUUAUGGAUCAAAGAAUCAACUGCACUCAAACACUGUUCUCAAAAAAACCAUCGCAAAAAAGAUUUAUGUGUUGAUGAAGAAUUUCCGCAUACACGAUGAGGAACUUCAGUUGGCAACUUUAAUCCCUUCAAAAAUCAACAUUUCAAAACAAUUUCGUCAAAAAUAUAUGAAAAAAGGAAAGAAAAAAGAAAAAGCAAAACCAGGGAGUCGAGCCCGUGACCACAUUCCCCUCAUCCCCACCGUUAACUCCUGCGCCACUCGACCACAUUUUCGUGGGGUGUUGCGGGCGGUGACAAUCGUGGCGCAUGGCGAGGGUGUGAGGGUGGGUCGCCGCGCCAUCAAAAUGCGAAAUCUAUGGUUAAGAAAUGUCAAACUUCGGACUGGAAUUUCAGCAUUUCAGAGGUCUCGAAAGCAGCUUUUGAAAACUGGAAUAUAGCUUUUGAAAGUCCCUCUCUCGAACUGUGUCGUUAGUUUAGGCUGGUUCCUUUAAUCACUUAAAAGGUUCCCUUGUCAGGUAAAUCGUUUGUAAUCUAGCUAGCUAAUUCGCGUUUCUAACCGGACCUAAUUAGAUUGCUAAUUUACUGCGAUUAGAUUGCAAAUUCUUCUAACUGGACUGAUAAAUUUACUGAUUAGAUUGGCGAAGCUAAUUAGAUUGCAAAAACACUGAUCUUAGAUUCAAAAUUUAUCUAAUUAGAUUAAAAUUUCGGGCAAACCUAGCUAGAUUAUGUUUAGAUUGCAAAUUCAGCUAGCUAGAUUCAGAAAUCGGUAGCAAUCUAUUAUAGCAUAGUUGCCACGGGCCGGGCCGGGCCGGGCCGGGCCGGGCCGAAAUUUCCAAAACUCCGGCCCGGCCCGGCCCGUCGGCCCGGCCCGGCCCGGCCCGACCCGGCCCGGCCCGGUCGGCCCGGUUCAAAAAGCGGGAAUUCAAAAUUUGAAUUAUUGAUCGCAUGAAGCCAUUUUUUGUAGAAUUAGGGGUUUUUUGCAAGCAUCGAACAUUGAAAAACAAAUGUAUUUCUCAUAAAAAAUUCAUAAUAGCAAGAAAACAAAGAAGAAACACUAAAACUUUAGUUCGAAAAUUUUUUUGUAAUAACGAAAAAAAAAUUUCCGCGAAAAUUUGAAUUCCCGCCUUUUGAACCGGGCCGACCGGGCCGGGCCGGGCCGGCACUUCACCGACCCGGCCCGGCCCGGGCCGGCACUUUUCCGGCCCGAAAUCUGGCAAGUCUGUAUUAUAGGGGCACCGCACAGAAAUGGCGCUCUGUUGAGAAACUCCGUUUGCAGUGCAAAUUGAGCGACCUCGGGGCCGAGUUUGAAAGUUAGGCCACAUUUUCAAUGGAAAAUUACAUCGCGGCCUAGAAAUUCGGCCAGAUUGCGAACAGCGCGCCCUUUCUGUCCGGUGCCCCUAUAAUAACUAAGUCCGUUUAGAAACAAGAAUUAGCUAGUUAGAAACGAUUUGCCUGAGGCUAGAAAAUUUUUAAAUCUAAUCGCAGUUUAUUAGCAAUCUAAUUAGUCCUGGUUAUAAACGCGAAUUACAUAGCUAGAUUAAUCACGAUUUCCCUGAGCAGUGUUUUUGUAAUCUAAUUAGCUUCGCCAAUCUAAUUAGAACAUUUAUCAGUCUAGUUAGAUGAAAUUGCAAUUUAAUGGCAGUAAAUUAGCCAUCUUGAUUUUCGAGCCAAAUUGUUUCCAAAGUCGCGCCUUUUUGUAAUUUUAAGUUCCGCAAUAGGACCGGGUCGAUUUUCGACAAGUCUGCUAACUUUAUUUCUUCCAUCCAUCUAUAAUGGUCCGCUGCGCGGAUUGAGCUUGCGCUCGGAAGCAGUUUCACCGCUUGUUAGAUUCUCAGAACCGUUAGAACGUUCACGUGUUUCACACUUUCCGCUCAGUUCUCGCCUAGAUAAUCAGAGUGGAGAAAACAUGAGGGCGACACGUGCAUAAACCAUUCAUAUUUCCGAAAUAGGGUGCCGCAGAAUGUCGUUCUAUUUAUUUGAAUUAAAUUGUACUUCCAGACACGCCGCACUUCACUGCGUAGGAUAUAUAGCCUUGCUCGGGUCUGACGACCAAUCUUGGGGAUGGAAUCUGGUGGAUAAUGUUUUGAUGCACAAUGGAGAUCAGCUUGGCGUCUAUCCAAAGAUCAACAAUCCACCAAAAUAUGAGGUUUUUUUUUAUAUAAAGAAGAUGAGUUAGAUUACACGACUACGCCAAGCGAAGCGUUCAUCUACCCUCACCCAUUUUCGCCACCAGAGUGAGCCCCCGAGACCCAAAUUGUUUUUGGAAUAUUCGUCGAGAGAAUUUUCGAGCGAUGAAAACCGAGACGAGAAUGAUCUUUUUACUUUGUUUUAAUUUUCAAUAGACUGUCUUUUCUAAUGGUCUCGUACGUUUGGUCGGUUUUUUAAAAAAGUUUUUUUACGUCGAAAAACUCAAUUCAGCGAUGUAAAGGAACGAAAAAAACGGAAAACAAACAUACGCCGAAUACCCCAUAAACAACAAAUUAGAACAGGUACCAAUUUCUCAGGGAACUCUUUAUUAAUCUAGCUAGGUAAUUCGCGUUUAUAACCGGCCCUAAUUAGAUUGAUAAUUUACUGGGGUUUGAUUGCAAAUUCAGUAGAGAACCCCCCACGUUAUGGACAACCUUCAAAAAGCCCCCCACUAGAUUUAUAAAGAUAUGAUAUUAUAUUCACAAUGCAUCUAAUUGGAUUGACGCUUUCGGUCAAAGUGUUAAUAUAAUUAGAUGAAUUCUGACUUUAAUUAGAUGAAUUGUGAAUCUAAUAUCAGUUCUUUGUUAAUCUAAUCAGAGAAAUUUUGUUUCGUCAAUCUAAUUCAAAAAUAUAUCAGUCUAGCUAGAAAAAUUGCACUAAUCGCAGUAAUUUAGCAAUCUAAUUAGGGCCUGUUAUAAACUCGAAUUAGCUAGCUAGAUUAAUAACGAUUUCCCAGAGUUCUUUAGUUUCUCACGUGACCUUUUUUCCAACAGUACAUCUAAUUUGACAGAUUUGCCAGCUAGUUCUAGAAAUGAUCGGGAAUUUCCCGUUUCUCGACUCGAUUCAAACCUAGUGUUCAGACAAAGAACCAGUAAGACGGAAUUUGCAGAUGGGAGAGCGAAUUCGACUCGUCGUGGACUGCGACAAACAUGUAGCGUAUUUUGAGCGAGGCGCCGAAUUUCUAGGAGUUGCUUUUGAACACUUACCACCACUUCGCCUGUUUCCAGCAAUUUGCGCUGUUUAUGGUAACACAGAAGUAUCUAUGGUUUAUGUUGGAAGUCCACAAUUAGGAUAAAGAUUGUAUUUUUCGUCAGUCUAGACUCUUGAUGUUUCUCAAAGAUACCUUCAUAAAGCUUCACGAACCACAUGUUUUCAAAAAAGUAGGCUGGUCGAACAGGCGAUUUCAGGCGCCUGUUCGACCAGCCUACAAAGCUAACGGAGUCUGUCUCUCUGUUUACUUUUUCAUUUGUCCGCACACGUUUCAUAGUUGUGACGAAGAAAAUAAAAAAUGAACACGUCAACUUUCUAACAGUUUUGAAUAGAAAUAAUGCGGCGAAGCCGCUUUCGAGCUCGGACCGCGCAGCGGGCCCACGUUCGAAAGUCUUGUAGAAAAUAAGAUCAACCAAUCUUUAAUCAGUGCUCAGAAUUUUAAUUCCCCGCUUAUUGCGGCCUCCAAAUGUAUGCUCCUCGAUCGGCGCUACAACCAGGGUGAGCUGCCGAGACUGAAGUCCCGGGAAUUGCCGGGAAAAGUAAUGGGAGAAUUUCCCGAGAAGCGUCGGUACCGAGAAGUGUGAAGACUUGUCGUUCCCGGGAACGAGAAGUAUCGAUACUUCUCGGUACCGAGAAGUCUCGCCAAUUUUGUUGAUUUGGUCUCGAGAGCUCACUCGGGCUACAACGGAUUAGAACUUAAACGGAAUAGAACUCAGAGACUACUACGAGUCGUAGUUGUUUUUUAGCGUUGGGGGUUCUAUUUCGUAACAGUUCUAUUCCGUUCAAGUUCUAAUCCGUUUUAGCGCCCUUCGAUCGACUCGGCUAAUGCAAUAGAGCGCGCUUGCUGACUGGCCUGUGAUUCAAAUGUUUCCUUUCGAAAACUGCUUGCCUUCGUGUUGAAAAUUUUUAAUUUUUUGCUUGCAAAUCAUAUAUGUAUUUUUAUUGCUUUCAAAUCUAGAAAUUAUACUCAACUCAGAAUUGAUGCGGUUCUCUAUUUCACAUCUUUACCAUAGUAAUCGUCUGUGUACAAUUGUAUUUACGCCAUAAGCAUGUCUUGUUCAAUAAAUGUGUUCCUUCGGAAUUGACGGUCGUUUUCUACUAUGGUUCUCUUCCGUUAAUCCAUACUUAUAAGCAUUUGAAAAAAGCGUUAUGUAAUGUUUAGGAAUAUAUUCCUAAAGAAGACAUAAUGAUGAUCUACGAUGAAGACGAUGAGAUACAGCACGCGCAUAUGGACGAUUACGAAGAUACUUCCGGUGAGAUCACCUCAGAACAAUGGCAGGAAGCGUGUUGGGUAGUGAUCAGUGCAUAUUUCGAUGAGAAAGUAAUGUGCUAUACAUACUCUUCGAACGAAUCUACGAUUUCAGGGACUCGUACGCCAACAACUGGAUUCGUUCGACGAGUUUGUUCAAAUGAAUGUGCAGCGGAUUGUGGAAGACUCACCACCAGUCGAGUUACAAUCGGAAAAUCAACAUCUUGGAGCAGAUCUUGAGAAUCCAGCGAAAUUUUCACUCAAAUUCAAUCAAAUUUAUCUGUCAAAACCAACUCACUGGGAGAAAGACGGUGCACCAAUGCCAAUGAUGCCGAAUGAAGCAAGACUUCGAAAUUUGACUUACGCUUCUCCUUUGUACGUCGACAUCACAAAAGUCGUCACACGAGAUGAUUCCGUUAACGAAAAGAUCUACGAGAAAGUAUUUGUUGGGAAAGUUCCAGUUAUGCUUCGUUCAAGCUAUUGUAUGUUAUCGAACAUGACAGAUCGUGAUCUAACCGAGUUGAAUGAGUGUCCGCUUGACCCAGGAGGAUAUUUUGUUAUCAACGGUUCGGAAAAAGUUCUCAUUGCUCAAGAGAAAAUGGCUACCAACACUGUAUAUGUUUUUUCUAUGAAGGACGGGAAAUACGCUUUCAAAACGGAAUGUCGCUCAUGCCUUGAGAAUUCAUCGCGACCAACCUCCACAAUGUGGGUUAACAUGCUCGCGCGAGGCGGUGGAGGAGGGAAGAAGACAGCAAUGGGGCAAAGAAUUAUCGGAAUUCUCCCAUACAUCAAACAAGAGAUUCCAAUUAUGAUCGUGUUCCGUGCACUUGGUUUUGUAUCUGAUAGAGACAUUUUGGGACAUAUCAUUUAUGAUUUUGAUGAUCCCGAAAUGAUGGAAAUGGUUAAACCUUCGCUCGAUGAAGCGUUUGUCAUUCAAGAACAGAAUGUAGCCCUGAACUUUAUUGGAGCCCGUGGAGCCAAGCCUGGAGUCACCCGCGAGCAACGAAUCAAAUACGCUCGUGAAAUUUUACAAAAGGAAUUGUUACCUCACGUUGGCGUUUCAGAGCACUGUGAAACAAAAAAAGCGGUAAGCGUAGGUUUAUCUUUACUUUACGGGGAACUUAUUUGUAGUUUUUCAUUGGAUACAUGGUCCAUCGUCUAUUGUUGGCUGCUCUUGGCCGUCGUGAAUUGGACGACCGCGAUCACAUUGGCAACAAAAGACUCGACUUGGCCGGCCCACUUCUUGCGUUUCUAUUCCGCGCCCUUUUCCGCAAUCUACUCAAAGAGGCAUGCUUUCCAAAAACAAAUUUCGGUAAAUUUCAUAAAAUAAUGUUUGAAGAUGCGAAUGACUGCUCAAAAGUAUAUCAACAAAAACGAUGAUUUCGCAUUGGAUGUGUGUGUAAAAACAUCUACAAUCACGCGUGGACUUGCUUAUUCGCUUGCUACAGGGAACUGGGGAGAUCAAAAGAAAGCACAUCAAUCUCGAGCUGGAGUAUCUCAAGUUCUCAAUCGUCUCACGUAUACCGCUACUCUUUCACAUCUCCGGAGAGCCAACUCGCCAAUCGGUAGAGAAGGGAAGCUAGCAAAGCCAAGGCAGUUACACAACACGCAAUGGGGAAUGGUUUGUCCGGCCGAAACUCCCGAAGGACAAGCUGUUGGACUUGUGAAAAAUCUCGCCUUGAUGGCCUAUAUUUCUGUCGGAUCACUUCCGGAGCCAAUCCUGGAAUUCCUUGAAGAGUGGUCUAUGGAGAACCUCGAAGAAGUAUCUCCUUCUGCCAUUGCCGAUGCCACAAAGAUUUUUGUCAAUGGUGCUUGGGUUGGAAUUCAUCGUGAACCUGAUCAACUCAUGACUACAUUGAAAAAACUACGGCGACAAAUGGAUAUAAUUGUUUCCGAAGUAUCUAUGGUUCGCGACAUUCGUGAUAGAGAAAUUCGAAUUUAUACUGACGCGGGUAGGGUUUGUCGUCCACUUCUUAUUGUUGAAGAUCAAAAAUUGGCUCUUAAAAAGAAACACAUUGACUUAUUGAAGGUGAGUUUUACAAGCAGUGCAAAGUUUUUAAAAUUUUAUUUUGACAGGACGUGGAUGAAGCGAAUAAGUACACAUGGUCUGAUCUAGUUGGUGGUGGUGUCGUUGAACUAAUUGACUCGAUGGAAGAAGAGACUUCCAUGAUUGCAAUGAUGCCUGAAGACUUAAGAAUGGGAGGAUACUGCGAUACACACACACAUUGUGAGAUUCAUCCGGCUAUGAUUCUUGGAGUUUGUGCUUCCAUUAUUCCAUUCCCUGAUCACAACCAGUCACCGAGAAACACUUAUCAAGUGAGUUUCAACUGUUUUAUACUUCGACACAACGCUUACCAUAAUGUCGACACCGGUUUUCGAUGUGAGUAGCAUAGCAGUGAUUUUUCAGCACGGCCCAUACGGUCUCAAAAACUUUCAAUUUCCGUAUGUUUUCCUAUAUUAAUUUUUUAAAGCCUCAGUCAUGAGUCUUUCGAAUACAUACAUGGCAGAACAUCUGUUCGACAUGUGCUAUGAAAACCAGCUAGAUAUACAAAAAUUACAAAAUUUAUGCAACAGCCACGGUCUCCAGAGCUUACAAUGGGCGCAAGUGCGCCCCGCCCAAUAGAGCGAUACAUUGGCGCGAAAUUCAAAUUUUAACAGCAAAAUUAGAGUUUUUGCCAGAUUAGCCACGAAAAACCGAUAAUUUCUCAUUUGUCUCUCGAUAGACCGAUUAUAUAGGCUAUUACACAUUUUUAUGCGCAAGAGCGUCAAAUUUGGUCAAAUCGCAAAUCACGUUUAUCCGUUUGAAGGUUUUUGGCUAAAACUGCGUGAAUUUCUGUAGCUUUUCGGUAGUUUUCGCGGUUCUAGCGCUCGAAAUGCUUGUAUUUACGUGAUUUAUCAUUCUCAAAACCAAUUCUGUCUGAAAACGGCCAAGAAAGCGCAAAAUGAGAAGUGCGGUUUUUAGGCGGCGAUCGGCGGCGAAGGCGAAAAAGCAAAGUCCGCGAAAAAUGCGCCAAAACGUCAUUAAUUCUGAGAAUUAGUGUGUGUGUCGAACAAUCGUUUUUCAUCGCCGUUGACCACAAAAAUCCAAGAAAACCUGCUCAAUUCAUGAAAACGCCAUUUGGCCGAGAGCUCUGGAGACCGUGUAACAGAAGUUCAAAUUUGCUUCAGGUGGACACAGCUAAACUCAAUUCAUCGCUAUUGCCCCUCAGUGUUUGCAGACUCAAGCCGAAAUUUCUGAAAUUAGGCUUGAGUACGCAAACACCAAGGGGACAAAAGCGGUGAAUUGAGAGUAUGUAUAAAGAAGGAGUUCUGGAAUCUAGUAGUAUCUAGAAGACAUGAAUAAAUGAACGAAGCAAGGAAUCAGUUUUCAGAGUGCUAUGGGGAAACAAGCCAUGGGAGUUUACACAACGAAUUUUCAUGUCAGAAUGGACACAUUGGCACACGUGCUUUAUUAUCCGCAAAAACCUCUAGUCACGACACGAUCAAUGGAGUAUCUUCGGUUCAACGAGCUUCCUGCUGGAAUUAAUGCUAUCGUCGCCAUUUUGUCUUAUUCUGGCUACAAUCAAGAAGAUUCCGUCAUUAUGAACAAUUCGGCAAUUGAUCGUGGCCUCUUCCGUUCAGUUUUCUAUCGAUCUUACCGAGAUAAUGAAGCAAACCUGGACAACGCCAACGAAGAGUUGAUAGAGAAGCCAACACGAGAUAAAUGUUCGGGAAUGCGUCAUUCGCUUUAUGAUAAACUUGACGAGGAUGGUAUCAUCUCACCAGGAAUGCGUGUUUCUGGAGAUGAUGUGAUUAUUGGCAAGACGGUUGCUCUUCCGGAAAUUGACGAUGACUUGGAUGCCACCGGGAAGAAGUAUCCGAAAAGAGAUGCAUCAACUUUCUUGAGAAGUUCAGAGACAGGAAUUGUCGAUCAGGUAUUGUCUCGCUUGAAGAUAUUGAAGGAACUAAGACUUGGAACAUAGGUGUUUUGAGUUAAACGUCGGCAGUUCGGGACGGGCUAGUGGGAGGGUCCUGGUUCGGAAAAAAAAUUUGGCAUUACUUCUAUAGGUCAUAUUCUUUCAGUUUCCACUCAUUUUAACCCACUAGGCUACCUGAUACGAGCACUAGAAUCACUAAUGAUUGCAGGAGUGUCCUUAUGGCGCCGCAAUCUAUUCAUUUCUGACUUUACUGGGACUGUAACAGGUUGUCAAGUUGUUCUAACUGUUUAAUUUACUUCUAUGGGUCAUAUUCGUUCAGUUUCCUCUCAUUUGAACCGACGGGGAUACCUGGUACGAACAUUACAAUCACUAAUGUCCAGAUUGCAGGUCAUAUUGGACAUACAUGUUUAACAGUAAUACAAUAAAACGAAGCUUGUAUAAAUUUUUUUUGAAAAUUUUUUUAAUGCUUUUCCACAGUGGGAUCUUAUGGUUGCCGCUGGUUCGGAAAUUUCAAUCCGACCGCCAGGCUGGAAAAAUGUUUUGGCGUUUCUCAAACAUCCCGCACCGAUGACUUUAAACCCAGUUUCACUUUAUUUCGAAGUCGCACCAAUCCACAGUACCGAAUGCAACAUCCCGUAUUUAUGUAUUUUGGAAAAUUGUUAUUCAAAAAAACAGCUUUAAAACUUCUUUCCGAUUUUUAAAACCGCAAAAACGCAACUUGCGAUAGAAAGUUUAACUUAAGAAAGUAAAUUCUCGCUAAAAGAUGAGGAAAAUUCAAUUAACAAAUAUUACAUUUCAAAACAAUUUUCAGGUGAUGCUAUCGUUAAACUCUGACGGGAACAAAUUCGUCAAAAUUCGAAUGCGCUCAGUGCGUCUUCCUCAAAUCGGAGACAAAUUUGCUUCGCGUCACGGUCAAAAAGGAACCAUGGGAAUUAUGUAUCGACAAGAAGACAUGCCAUUCACUGCGGAAGGACUUACUCCCGAUAUCAUUAUCAACCCUCAUGCAGUUCCAUCAAGAAUGACGAUUGGACAUUUGAUUGAAUGUCUGCAGGGUAAACUGUCAGCAAACAAAGGAGAAAUCGGUGAUGCGACGCCAUUCAACGACACCGUCAACGUUCAGAAAAUCUCUGGACUACUUUGCGAGUACGGUUAUCAUCUAAGAGGAAAUGAAGUAAUGUAUAACGGACACACUGGAUCCAAACUCACAACGCAAAUUUUCUUUGGACCAACCUAUUAUCAACGUCUGAAGCACAUGGUUGACGACAAAAUUCACUCGCGAGCUCGUGGUCCAAUUCAGGCAUAGCAUUUCAUUUUUGUUCUUUUAUGUGAAAUAUAUUUCUAGAUGAUGAAUCGACAGCCUAUGGAAGGAAGAGCUCGUGAUGGAGGACUCCGAUUCGGUGAAAUGGAACGAGAUUGUCAAAUUUCUCACGGAGCAACGCAAUUCCUUCGCGAACGUCUCUUCGAAGUCUCAGAUCCUUACCACGUCUACGUCUGCAACAACUGCGGAUUAAUUGUUGUUGCGAAUCUGAGAACAAACAGUUUUGAGUGCAAAGUAAUAACUGCGGAUAAUGAGACAAACUAAGAUGUAAAUGUUUUCAGGCGUGCCGUAACAAAACACAAGUUUCUGCCGUUCGAAUUCCGUACGCUUGCAAGCUGUUGUUUCAAGAACUUAUGUCUAUGUCCAUCGCUCCUCGGCUUAUGGUUCGAGCCCAAUCCUCUAAACGGUCCAAACUGUAA
Molecule: messenger RNA, 11586 nt
Organism: Caenorhabditis sp. 36 PRJEB53466
Lineage: Eukaryota; Metazoa; Nematoda; Chromadorea; Rhabditida; Rhabditidae
Source: the annotation of a GenBank genome assembly